This is a messenger RNA of Echinops telfairi (small Madagascar hedgehog), 3713 nucleotides long. It is a transcript of the gene ITGAE, whose product is annotated as integrin subunit alpha E. Gene Ontology annotation, molecular function: integrin binding. The record is from RefSeq and is a predicted model, not a curated record. Gene Ontology annotation, cellular component: integrin complex; external side of plasma membrane. The transcript has 31 exons. Gene Ontology annotation, biological process: integrin-mediated signaling pathway; cell-matrix adhesion; cell adhesion mediated by integrin. The coding region runs from base 1 to 3510 and encodes 1169 amino acids. NCBI's taxonomy places the organism in Eukaryota, Metazoa, Chordata, Mammalia, Afrosoricida, Tenrecidae.
AUGGGGGUGUCGACGGCACAGGGCCUGGCCCCUCUGGAGGGCUUCAAUGUGGACGUGGCCCAGUCCUGGGUCACCCCCAAGGAUGCACCUUUUGUGGUCAGCUCCCUUCUGCACCAGGACUCCAGCACCAACCAGACCUGGCUCCUGGUCACCAGCCCUCAAGACAACCACUCAGCAAGGUUCCUGCAUCGAUGCACCCUCAACACAACCUGUCAGCAAGGCCCCUGCACUGGUGCACCCUCGGCACCGAUCGAUUGCCAACCAGUCGAGCAUGUGCCCAUGCCAAAGGGAAGGCAUCAGGGAGUGACGAUUGCUCGGAACCGCCACGGUGUUUUGAUUUGCAUUCAAGUGAGAUCCCGGACGCCCCACAGCCUCACCCCAGAACUCACAGGGGCCUGCAGCCUACUGGGCCCUGACUUCCAACUUCAGGCCCAAGUCAGCUUCUCCAACCUGGAAAAUCUCCUGGAUCCAGAUGUGCGCGUGGAUGCUAGAGACUGCUAUGGGAACAAGAAUGGGAAUGGGGAGUCAGCCAGGUGUCGCCGGGCGCUGGAGGAGGUGGAAGAAGAAGAGGAGGAGGAAGCUGGCACCGAGAUUGCAAUUGUCUUGGACGGUUCAGGCAGCAUCAGCCCCCCAGACUUCCAGAAAGCCAAAGACUUCAUCUCCAAAAUGAUGAGGGGGAUCUAUGAGAAGUGCUUCGAGUGCAGCUUCGCCCUGGUGCAAUAUGGGACAGUGAUCCAGACUGAAUUUGACCUUCGGGACAGCCAGGAUGAGUUGGCCUCCCUGGCCCGAGUCCAGAACAUCAUUCAAGUGGGGAACGUCACCAAGACUGCCUCAGCGAUGCAGCAUGUCCUAGACAAUGUCUUCACGCCCAGCGGUGGCUCCAGGGAAAGGGCAGCCAAGGUCAUGGUGGUGCUCACAGACGGGGACAUAUUCAUGGACCCCCUCAAUCUCAGCACUGUCAUCAGCUCCCCCAAGAUGAAGGGUGUCGAGCGCUUUGCCAUCGGGGUAGGGGAUGCGUUCCAGAAGGUGACCUCUGAUCGGGAGCUGAAGCAGAUCGCCUCCGAUGAGACACAUGCUUUCAAGGUGACCAACUACUCGGGGCUGGAGGGGCUGCUGAGCAGACUGCAGCAGAAGAUUAUCCACGUGGAAGGUGCGGGCGGAGAUGCCAUUCGCUUCCAGCUGGCACAGGUCGGGUUCAGCGCCGAGCUCCUGGGUGAGAAGCAGGUGCUGCUGGGCGCCGUGGGAGCCUUUAACUGGUCCGGGGGUGCGCUGCUCUACAACCUGAGCAGCCAUCGGGGACACUUCCUGCAGCCGACCGCGGGGGACAGCGAGGCUGCGCAGUACUGCUACCUCGGUUACUCGGUGGCUGUCCUACACAGGACUGGUGGCCUUUCCUAUGUGGCGGGGGCUCCGAAGCAUCUUCACCAUGGGGCAGUGUUUGAAUCUUGGAAGGAGGGUCCUGAAGCUAGCUUCCUUCUAGUGUUGGAGGGCGACCAGAUGGGGUCCUAUUUUGGCUCCGAGCUGUGCCCUGUGGACAUCGACAUGGAUGGGACCACGGACUUCUUGCUGGUGGCCGCUCCGUUUUACCACGUCCUUGGGGAAGAAGGCAGAGUCUACAUGUACCGCGUGAAUCAGCAGGCAGGGUCUUUCUCCUUGGCACACGUGCUGAGUGGACACCCCGGGUUCAAAGAUGCCCGGUUUGGCUUUGCCAUGGCGGCUCUUGGGGACAUCAGUCAGGAUAAGUUCACAGAUGUGGCCAUCGGGGCCCCCCUGGAGGGUUUCAGCGCUGAGGAUGGCGCCAGCUUCGGCAGCGUGUACAUCUACAAUGGGCACCAGGACGGCCUCUCCGCCCAGCCCUCGCAGAGGAUCAGAGCCUCGCAGGUGGAUGUAGGACUCCGCUACUUCGGCAUGUCCCUGUCUGGAGGCUUGGACAUCAGCAGUGACGGCCUUGUUGACAUCACUGUGGGCACUCUAGGCCAAGCGGCCGUGCUCCGCUCCAAGCCUGUGGUUCGCCUGAAGGUGUCCAUGAACUUCAGCCCCAAGGCCCUGCCCGUUGGCUUCAAAGGCCAGGUGACUGCGAAUCUGUGCUUUGAAACCAGCCCUGGAACCCCAGCCACUGAGACAGGCCUCAGGGGCACAGCCCUCAACUUCACGUUGGACGUGGACGUGACGAAGCAGUGGAAAAGGCUGAAGUGCCCUCACGAGAAGGCGUGUCUGAGCAUCCUGAGGGAGUGGAGCAGCCCUUCCAGUCUCUGUGAGCCCCUCUUGCUCCUCCCCGAGCAGGGAGAGCUCCCCGAGGAAGACUACUUCUCCAACAUCAGUAUCAAGGUCAGCUACCAACUCCAGACCCUGCAGGCUGACAGGCACCACCCUCAGGCCCUCCUGGAUCACUACACUGAGCCCUGGGCCAUCUUCCAGCUGCCCCAGGAGAAGUCCUGCAAGAAUGUGCUGUCUUGUGACGCUGAGUUACAGUUGGACAUCACCGCCCAUCCACAGGAUUUGGUGAUAGGUCUCACCAGUGAGCUGACUGUGCAUAUGAACAUAACCAACCAUGGAGAAGACUCCUACAUGACAAACCUGACUUUGAAAUACCCCACAAACUUACAGUUUAAAAGGAUACAAAAGCCUUCUUCUCUAAAUAUCCAGUGUGAUGACCCUAAGCCAGGUGCUUCUGCCCUGGUGAUGAGCUGCAAGAUUGGCCACCCCAUAUUCAAGAGGUCAUCAAGCGUGAGCAUCUUGGCGUUCUGGCAGCUGGAGGAGCAUGCGUUUCCCAACCAGACGGCGGACAUCGCGGUGACACUCACCAGUGCCAAUGGAAGGUCGCCAGUUACGAAGAAAGAAGCCCUCACAUUCAAGCGUGCCUUCAUUGCGGCUCUUACCAAACCGUCGGUGAUGUACAUGAACACAAGCCAGAGGCUUUCUGCGCACAAGGAGUUCCUCUUCAGUGUACAUGGGGAAAAUCGCUUUGGAGCCCAAUUCCAGCUGCAAGUGUGUGUUCCACUCAAAAUCCAAGGCCUUCAGGUUGCGAGAGUGAAGAAUGUGACAAAGACGCAGGCGGACACUGUGUGCACGGAGACUCCGAAGUGCGUUUGGGGAAGCGACCUGGUUCAGCACGUGGAAGAAUGGUACUCAGCGAGCUGUGCCAUCACUUCAGAUAAAGAAAAUGUCACCGUGGCUGCAGAACUCUUCCUGGCCCACGCUGAGCAGUUACUAAGAGAAUCGACAGAACUGUGGAUCCUGGGUGAAAUCUCUUACGACAAAACUCUGUACGAGGGGCUGAAUGCUGAGAACCACAGGACGAAGAUCACCGUCAUCCUUCUGAAAGACAAGACGCACCAUUUCCUGCUGAUCAUCCUUGGAAGCAGUCUGGGUGGCCUUCUGGUGUUGAUCGCCAUUAUAGUCAUUCUAUUCAAGUGCGGCUUUUUUAAAAGAAAAUACCACAAACUGAACUUGAAAAGUGUGAAGAGGGCCCAGCUGCAGUCCGAGGAUCUGCUCACAGAAGGACACUAGGCCCUGCUUCCUCAGACUCGGGAGAAACCAUCAGCUGGUCUAGAACUUCUGCUCUGGGCAAGUUCUCAUACUUAGUCCUAAGAAUCAGUGGUUUUGUUCUUUCAGCUUAUACUUGGCUUUGAUUUUUCAGAUUUCUGGAAGAGGGAUUUGGCUAUUAAAUGUACAUGUUAAAUUGAAAAAUUAAAAAAAAAUUGAAGAAUUGA